Lagenorhynchus albirostris (white-beaked dolphin) is the source of this 6394-nucleotide messenger RNA. RefSeq names its product sodium voltage-gated channel alpha subunit 11 (gene SCN11A). The transcript has 28 exons. The record is from RefSeq and is a predicted model, not a curated record. The coding region runs from base 10 to 5571 and encodes 1853 amino acids. Gene Ontology annotation, biological process: membrane depolarization during action potential; sodium ion transmembrane transport; neuronal action potential. Gene Ontology annotation, cellular component: axon; plasma membrane; voltage-gated sodium channel complex. Lineage: Eukaryota; Metazoa; Chordata; Mammalia; Artiodactyla; Delphinidae. Gene Ontology annotation, molecular function: voltage-gated sodium channel activity.
GCUGAAUGGAUGUCUUGUGAACAGUUUCACGUUGUGGAACUUGCUUUGGAGCUGCCCCUCCCAGAAAGGCUUCAAUUGCCAGGAGCAGGAGCUUGGACUCUGCGAGAGACUUGCUCUGUGGAGAGCUUCAAGAGGUACCACAGGGGCUGCUGCCUGGAGCCACCUUACCAGGAGGCAGAGCUCUCUGAGGAUCUGCUGCUUGUCUCUGCCCUGAGGGUGAAGAUGGAUGACAGGCGCUGCCCGGUGAUCUUCCCAGAUGCGAGGAAUUUCCGCCCCUUCACUCCUGACUCUUUGGCUGCAAUCAAGAAGCGGAUCGCCAUCCAGAAGGAGAAAAAAAAGUCCAAAGACCAGACAGCAGCAGAACCCCAGCCUCGACCUCAGCUUGACCUAAAGGUGUCCAGAAAGUUGCCCAUGCUCUAUGGUGACAUUCCCCAUGAGCUGAUAGGGAAGCCCCUGGAAGACUUGGACCCAUUCUACAGAAAUCAUAAGACAUUUAUGGUGUUGAACAAAAAGAGAACAAUCUACCGCUUCAGUGCCAAACGUGCCUUGUUCAUUUUGGGGCCUUUCAAUUCAAUCAGAAGUUUAGCCAUUAGAAUUUCAGUCCAUUCAUUGUUCAGCAUGUUCAUCAUCUGCACCGUCAUCAUCAACUGCGUGUUCAUGGCCAUGACUCGUGGGAAGGACAGCAUUAACAUAGAUACUGAGAGUGCUGAGUAUGUCUUCACUGGGAUUUAUAUAUUUGAAGCAUUAGUUAAAAUAUUGGCAAGAGGUUUUAUUCUGGAUGAGUUUUCUUUCCUUCGAGAUCCGUGGAACUGGCUGGACUCCAUUGUCAUUGCAACAGCGUUUGUGUCAUAUUCACCAUAUAUCAAGGACAGCAGCAUCAGUCUGUCAUCCCUGCGUACCUUCCGAGUGUUCAGAGCUUUGAAAGCAAUUUCAGUAAUUUCAGGUCUGAAGGUCAUUGUUGGGGCCUUGCUGCGCUCUGUGAAGAGGCUUAUCGAUGUGAUGAUCCUGACUCUCUUUUGCCUCAGCAUCUUCGCCCUGGUAGGUCAGCAGCUCUUCAUGGGAAAUCUGAACCAGAAAUGUGUGAGGAAAGACUGUGACUCUGACUAUAAAGACUAUUGCUUUGAAAAGAAAGAUUCCACUGAAUUCAGAAUAUGUGGCACAUGGAUGGAGAGCGGGGCUUGUUCUGAACAAUUUGAAUGCAAACAUACCAAUAAAAAUCCUGACUAUAAUUACACGAAUUUUGACAGCUUUGGCUGGUCUUUUCUUGCCGUGUUCCGGCUUAUGACCCAAGAUUCCUGGGAGAAGCUUUAUCAACAGACUUUGCGCACCUCAGGGCUCUACUCAGUCUUCUUCUUUGUGGUGGUCAUCUUCCUGGGCUCUUUCUACUUGAUUAACUUAACCCUGGCCGUUGUCACCAUGGCUUACGAGGAACAGAACAAGAAUGUAGCUGCUGAGACAGAAGCCAAGGAGAAGAUGUUCCAGGAAGCCCAGCAGCUGUUAAAGGAGGAGAAGGAGGCUCUGGUUGCCAUGGGUAUUGACAGAAGUUCACUUAGUUCCCUUGAAGCAUCAUCUUUUUCCCUGAAGAAGAGAAAGCUAUUUGGUAAUAAGAAAAGAAAAUCCUUCUUUUUGAGAAAGUCUGGGAAAGACCAGGUUCCAGGAUUAGAUUCUGAUGAAGAUUCUUCAAAAAAGCCACACCUACUUGAACAAACCAAACGACUGUCCCAGAAUCUGUCAGUGGAGCACUGUGAUGAGCACAGAGACCCCUUCCAAAGGCAGAGAGCACUGAGCGCUGUGAGCAUCCUCACCAUCACCAUGCACGAACAAGAAAAAUCACAGGAACCUUGCCUCCCAUGUGGGGAAAACCUGGCAUCCAAAUACCUCGUGUGGGACUGUAGCCCCCGGUGGCUGUGCAUUAAGAAGGCCCUGAGAACCAUGAUGACUGACCCCUUUACUGAGCUGGCCACCACCAUCUGCAUCAUAAUCAACACUCUCUUCUUGGCCAUGGAGCAUUACAAAAUGGACCAGAGUUUUGAGAACAUGUUAUACACAGGGAAUUUGGUUUUCACUGGCAUUUUCAUGGCUGAAAUGUGCCUAAAAAUCAUUGCGCUGGAUCCCUACCACUACUUUCACGGAGGCUGGAACAUUUUUGACAGCAUUGUUGCUCUUCUGAGUUUUGCAGAGGUGAUAAUAAAUAGUAUGUGUCCAGGAAAACAAAGUUGUAUGUCACUUCGUUCCUUAAGAGUGCUGAGGGUCUUCAAGUUAGCCAAAUCCUGGCCAACUUUAAACACACUGCUUAAGAUAAUUGGCCAUUCCGUUGGAGCCCUUGGAAACCUGACUGUGGUCUUGGCCAUUGUGGUCUUUAUUUUCUCAGUAGUUGGCAUGCAGCUUUUUGGCUCUAAAUUCAAUUGCAUAAAGAGUAAUUCAAAGUCCCAUGACCCUGCAGUCCCAUGUUUACGACGCUGGCACAUGGGGGAUUUCUACCACUCCUUUCUGGUGGUAUUCCGCAUCCUCUGUGGGGAAUGGAUCGAAAACAUGUGGGAAUGUAUGCAAGAAGCUAACCAAGCACUGUGCAUUAUUGUGUUUCUGUUGAUCAUGGUGAUAGGAAAACUCGUGGUACUCAACCUCUUCAUUGCCUUGCUGCUCAAUUCCUUCAGCAAUGAGGAGAGAGAUGGACACUUGGAAGGAGAGGUCAGGAAAACCAAAGUCCAGUUAGCCUUGGACCGGUUCUGCCGGGCUUUUUGUUUUGUCAUAUGCACUCUUGAGCAUUUUUGUACCAAGUGGUGCAGGAGACAACAUUUACCAAAGGAAGAAGAGGUGACAGAAGGCCCUGAGGCAGAGAGCAAAGGUGUCAUUCCCCUGGUCACAGAGAUGAGAAAGGGCCCAGAGACCUGGGAGGAGUUUGGUGUACUGACUUCCGCACCAAAGACCUUGAGUGUCGGGCAUGAUCGGACUUGGUUGGCCCCACUAGCAGAGGAAGAAGAUGAUGCUGAAUCCCCUGGUGAAGAUAAGGCACAGCCUAUCACACAACCUGAGGCUGGAAAACAGGCCAGUGAACUCCCUCAGAAGACCAAGGAGCCCACCAGUCCAGGAGCUCAGAGUGUGGAAAUGGACAUAUUCUCUGAAGGUGAUCUUUAUCUGUCGGUACAGAAUCCCCGAAAGAAGUCUGAUGCUACGAGUGUGCUCUCAGAAUGCAGCACCACUGGUCCACAGGAUCCCUUUAGGCGGGUACUUGAAAUGGUUCCCAAAAAGGAACCAGAGAGAUGUUUGCCCAAAGGCCUGGAUUGCUGCUCUCCAUGCUGUACUAUGGACAAGAGGAAGUUCCCCUGGAUCAUUUGGUGGAACCUGCGGAAAACCUGCUAUCAAAUAGUGAAACACAGCUGGUUUGAGAGCUUUAUUAUCUUUGUGAUUCUGCUGAGCAGUGGGGCACUGGUAUUUGAAGAUAUUUACCUUGGUACACAACCCAAAAUCCAAAAAAUACUUAAUUGUACUGACAGUAUUUUCACAUACAUUUUUAUCUUGGAGAUGGGUCUGAAAUGGGUGGCCUUUGGAUUUAGGAAGUAUUUCACCAGUGCCUGGUGCUGGCUCGAUUUCAUCAUUGUGAUUGUCUCUGUGACCAGUCUCAUCGACUUAAAGGUCUUGAAGUCCUUCCGGAUUCUGCGAGCGCUGAGGCCUCUGAGAGCACUGUCCCAGUUUGAAGGAAUGAAGGUGGUAGUUAAUGCUCUCAUAGGUGCCAUACCUGCCAUCCUGAAUGUUUUGCUUGUCUGCCUCAUUUUCUGGCUCAUAUUUUGUAUCCUGGGAGUAAAUUUGUUUUCUGGAAAAUUUGGAAGAUGUGUUAAUGUAACAGAUGGAAACUCAGUUAUAAAUUACAACAUUGUUGCAAACCGGAGUCAAUGUGAAAGUGGAAAUUUCUCCUGGUUCACCCUGAAAGUCAACUUUGACAAUGUGGGAAUGGCUUACCUCGCGCUGCUGCAAGUGGCAACAUUUAAGGGCUGGAUGGAUAUUAUGUAUGCAGCUGUUGAUUCCAGAGGGGAAGGACAACAGCCAAGGUUUGAGGAGAACUCAUUAAUGUAUGUUUACUUCGUAGUUUUUAUCAUCUUUGGCUCAUUCUUCACGCUGAAUCUCUUUAUUGGUGUUAUUAUUGACAACUUCAACCAACAGCAGAAAAAGAUAAGUGGCCAAGACAUCUUUCUGACAGAAGAACAGAAGAAAUACUAUAAUGCAAUGAAAAAAUUAGGAUCCAAAAAACCUCAAAGGCCCAUCCCAAGGCCUCUGAACAAAUGCCAGGGUCUUGUUUUUGACCUAGUUACACACCAGGUCUUUGACAUCAUCAUCAUCAUCCUCAUUUUCCUCAACAUGGUUAGCAUGAUGGCUGAAUCAUAUGGCCAGUCCAGAGCCAUGGAACUCUUCCUUGAGCGUCUCAACCUGGCCUUUGUGGCCAUCUUUACAACUGAGUGUCUCAUCAAAAUCUUUGCUUUGAGGCAAUACUACUUCACCAGUGGCUGGAAUUUAUUUGAUUGUGUGAUCGUGGUCAUUUCUAUUGUUAGUACAAUUGUUUCUGCCUUGAAAACCCAGGCACACAUUCCUUUCCCUCCAACAUUCUUCAGAAUUGUCCGCUUGGCUCGGAUUGGCCGAAUCCUGAGACUUGUUCAGGCAGCACGAGGAAUCAGAACUCUCCUUUUCGCGCUAAUGAUGUCUCUUCCCUCUCUAUUCAAUAUUGGUCUUCUACUCUUUCUGGUUAUGUUUAUUUAUGCCAUUUUUGGUAUGAACUGUUUUUGCAAAGUGAAGGAAGAGUCUGGAAUUGAUGACAUAUUCAACUUCAAAACUUUCAAAGGCAGCAUGCUCUGCCUCUUCCAGAUAACCACAUCAGCAGGCUGGGAUGCCCUCCUCAGCCCCAUGUUGCAAUCAAAAGACUCAUGUAACCCCAAGUCAGAGAACUGUCACCUCUCUGCCAUAGCCAUAACCUACUUCGUCAGUUAUAUCAUCAUCUCCUUUCUCAUCGUGGUCAACAUGUAUAUUGCUGUGAUUUUAGAAAACUUCAAUAUAGCCACUGAAGAAAGUGAGGACCCUUUGGGUGAAGACGACUUUGAAAUAUUCUACGAAGUCUGGGAAAAGUUUGACCCGGAAGCAACACAAUUUAUCAAAUAUUCUGCUCUUUCUGACUUUGCUGAUGCCCUUCCUGAGCCUCUCCGUGUGGCAAAGCCAAAUAAAUACCAAUUUUUAGUCAUGGACUUGCCCAUGGUGAGCGGAGAUCGCCUUCAUUGUCUGGAUAUCCUGUUCGCUUUCACUGCUAGGGUACUUGGUGAGUCCAGUGGCCUGGAUAGCAUGAAAGCAGUGAUGGAGGAGAAGUUCAUGGAAGCCAACCCUUUCAAGAAGUUAUAUGAACCCAUAGUCACCACCACCAAGAGGAAGGAAGAGGAAAGAUGUGCUGCUGUAAUUCAAAAGGCCUUUCGAAAGUACAUGAUGAAGACCAAGUGUACCUUGGAAGACAGGCCUCAUUCACCCCUCCAGACACUCUGCAAUGGAGACUUGUCCAGCUCUGGGGUGGCCGAGGGCAAGGUCCACUACGACUGAGCCCCUCACCUCCACCCCUACCUCACAGCCUCAGAGCCUUGCCUCCAGCCUCUGAGCUCCAAGGGGUCCACAGCUCAGUGUGCGAACAAGCAGUGGACUCACUGAACUAGCCAUUCCAUUUUUCUUUUUCUGGCUAAAAGAAAUGGUGUUUCUGAGUUCACUUCAAAUGGUUCUUAUAGAGAUAUAAGAUAAGGCUGCCCGACUAUAACCACCGGUACUGUUUUAACCAGGAAAAAGACACUAGAAUGGGCUGUAGAGCAGGGGUCUCCAACCCCUGGGCUGCAGACCACACUACCGGUCCGUGGCCUGUCAGAAACUGGGCCGCACAGCAAGAGGUGAGCAGAGGGUGAGCCAGCAAGAUUUCAUCUGCCGCUCCACAUCACUCGCGUUCCACCCGAACCACCCCUCCGCAACCCAGUCUGUGGAAAUACUGUCUUCUGCAAAAUUGGUCCCUGGUGCCAGAAAGGUUGGGGACCGCUGCUGUAGGGGACACUAAUGUGAGGAUUGAAGCACAGUUCAAAUUAUAUCAAAAGAAACUAAUAAGAAACAGAAAACAUUAACAUUUUAAAUUGUGUUUUUCCAAAUGUUCUUAAGUACAGUAUCCAACACCUUUGUUUGAUGUUUUCCCCAAUAAAAUAUAUGGCUUAUCACACAUAACUCUUCUGCAUGCUAAGUGAAAAUUCAAAACCUGCCAAUAAAUACUUAUUGCAGAUUUUUUUUUAACCAGCAUUAAACUUUUGGGGUUUAUUUCAAACCUAAAAGCAUGGUCAUGACUUGUCAGUUACCACCGUAUCUUUCACCAGCUGCAAUCUCUGUUAUAUAU